AGGUGGGACUGGCAAGCGGUCUGCAGCAGGACGUCGUAGAUCAAUGAAGCGGACCGUAGGACUGGUCCAUCUCUGUAUAUCUGACUGUAUAGAUGUGUCAGUACCUAUGCAGGGCGGAGGGAGUUACGAGCUUUACUAGUAUUUCACCUAGUUUAUCCAGUAUGCAGAUGCUUUAAAAACAAUAUAUUUUUACAGUUGACUUAACGACAUCUGCGCUGCGCGUCUCUUACUCGUACUCUUAGGAUAUCAUAGUACAUCUGUAACCUCCAGGAUGAUCUUUGCAAACACGGGAAACCCUCUGAAGACAACCAAUAGGAAGCAGUCCUAUCCCAUGACUCCUUCCAGUCCCAGCAGCAGUAACAGCAGCAGCACUGGUCUGGAGCAGCUCAGCAAAACCAACCUGUACAUCCGAGGUCUGCCUCCUGCCACCACAGACCUAGACCUGGUCAAGCUCUGUCACCAGUAUGGUAAGAUUCAGUCGGCAAAGGCGAUCCUGGACAAGACAACCAACAAAUGUAAAGGUUAUGGUUUUGUGGACUUCGACAGCCCAGCCGCUGCUCUGAAGGCAGUGCACGCGCUCAAAACCAGUGGCAUCCAGGCACAGAUGGCAAAGCAACAGGAGCAGGACCCCACAAACCUGUACCUGUCUAAUCUGCCUGUGUCAGUGGAUGAGAAGGAGCUGGAGAACAUACUGCAGCCAUUUGGGGUCGUUGUCUCCACUCGCAUCCUCCGGGACUAUUGCGGGAACAGUCGGGGAGUGGGCUUCGCCAGGAUGGAUACCACAGAGCAGUGCAAUGCAGUCAUCACCCACUUCAAUGGCAAAUUUAUCAAGAUUGGCUCCGGAGGGCUUGCUCCAUCACAGCCACUGCUGUGUAAGUUCGCAGACAGCCAAAGAAAGAAACACGGGCACAGCGGGUUUGUUCCCAAUGGACAGACAGGAGACUUGAGACUAGGUACAAUGACUCUGACCUAUGACCCCUCAACGGCGGCUCUACAGAAUGGGUAUUACUCCUCUCCGUAUCCAGUCACCAACAGGAUAAUGACAGUGCAGCCAACCAUGUCACCAUAUAUGUCUCCAGUUUCUGCUUAUCAGGUACAGAGUCAUUCCUGGAUGGCACAUCAGCCCUACAUUGUGCAACAUCCAACAGCUGUGAUGUCACCCUCUGUAGACCCAUCCAUGUCACUGCACCCAUCGUCCCUCCUCACUCAGCAGAUGGGACAGCUGUCGUUGGGAAACCCAGGACCGUACAUAGCUGCAAACCCCGCUGUACAAGGAGCCUACAUGCCUCAGUAUCCUUCCAUACAACAAGUACCGGAAAAUGGGACGCCACAGCAAGUGGACUCCUCCAACAAUUCUUCACCAUACAGUCAACUCAGCAAGUAAUCUGAAUAAUUUCAGGCUCUCUAUGAUCCAAUGAGCUGUUGGAAAUCGACUGAUGACAUCACAGAGAAAACAGCCACGGCCUUCUCUGAUUGGACCACACAACUUGAACAUUUUGCACAGCCCUGA
This is a messenger RNA of Periophthalmus magnuspinnatus, 1510 nucleotides long. RefSeq names its product RNA binding motif, single stranded interacting protein 1a (gene rbms1a). The record is from RefSeq and is a predicted model, not a curated record. Gene Ontology annotation, molecular function: poly(A) binding; poly(U) RNA binding; mRNA 3'-UTR binding. The coding region runs from base 272 to 1384 and encodes 370 amino acids. NCBI's taxonomy places the organism in Eukaryota, Metazoa, Chordata, Actinopteri, Gobiiformes, Gobiidae. Gene Ontology annotation, cellular component: ribonucleoprotein complex; nucleus; cytosol. The transcript has 14 exons.